This is a messenger RNA of Mytilus californianus (California mussel), 4816 nucleotides long. RefSeq lists its product as uncharacterized. The coding region runs from base 58 to 2082 and encodes 674 amino acids. NCBI's taxonomy places the organism in Eukaryota, Metazoa, Mollusca, Bivalvia, Mytilida, Mytilidae. Gene Ontology annotation, molecular function: zinc ion binding. The record is from RefSeq and is a predicted model, not a curated record. The transcript has 10 exons.
UCAUAGCGGAAGUGAUUUAUUUACAUUCUUACUUAACAACUGAAAAACGAAACUAUCAUGGCUGAAAGAUGCCAUAUAUGUAAAUAUGAUAGCAAAGUUGUUACUUCAAUUUGUCUCAAAUGUCAUAAAUCAGUCUGCUAUUCAUGUGGGGUUCGGCAUUUUUAUCAACAAUAUGACCAUCGUCCAGGACUCAGAAUUGACAGUUUGGAUAUCUGCUGCCAGCAUUCUAAAUAUCGAGAUAUUUACUGCCAAACAUGCGAUGAUGUGAUGUGCAUUAAGUGUUUAGCUAGGACUCACAAACAUCAUACACAUUGUAAUCUUGAGGAGGUUGUUAUCAAACUUGCAGAUUCAAAAUUACCCUCGGUUAAAAAAGAUCGCGAAGAAUCAGAAAAAGCUGUUCAGAAACUGGACUCAAAAAUAAAAAAGAGGCAAAAAAUCUGGGACUCGUUUUUGCAGGAUGCUGUAUCGUUCGAUGUAUUAUUGAAACAACAAACUAAUCAUAUAGAAAGUUUGCUCUUCAGAAAGAAACAUGAAGUAAGAGAUAUUUUUGAAGGCGUUCAUAAGGAUGUGGCAAUUUUCUUGGAACAAAUGAGAAACUUAAAAAUCGCCAGAAAAAUAGAACAUGAAAAAGAAAAAACUUUAUCAGAAGCUUUGCAUGCUAUAUCCAAACAUCGAAAUGCCACAGAAUUUGUUCGUCGGUGUCUGCAGUUACGAAAUGAUAUACAAAACUGUGUAACAAUUCCAAAGGCUGUUGGAGACGAGAUUCCCACCCUUCAACUUAGAUACGACAAACACCCUGUCAGUGAAAUAGAAAAGGUUCUUCCCUGCAUUUACUUUGGUAACAGGAUAAGCAGUUCAAAAACAUCGUCCAACCCAAAGAAAAAAGAGAAUAAAGUACGGGAAAUAGACGAUUUGGUGGCAGAUUUGGCAAAGAAGGACAAUCAACUGAGAUUGACCACUGCAGUAAUUGAAAUAAUGACUGAAAAUACAAGAAAGCUUAGCGAAGCUUGUGAAAUGCCAGAUAGCUCCAUACAGUUUGAAGAACCUCCAAACCUACAGGUUUUACCUGGUAUUCAGAAUGCAUAUCAGACAUUUUCUCAGUGCAUGAAUGGAAUCAAAAGAAAUUUGAGGGAGUGGAACACAAUGAAACAGGAGUCCUUAGAAAAAAAAGCUGUACAAUCACACAGGGACAUGCGAGAACACAGUCAGGUAUCGCAAGAAAGAAUUCAUAGAGAAAACACGGAAAUGGAACUGAAGAAGUGGCAUGACAGUGCAUUACAGAUGCAAGACAGUGUCGAAUCCUUACAACGAAGGAUAUCCAGCCUUCAACAUCAGCUUAAAGAAGCAGAAAAUGACAAAGAAGAUUUAAAAACAAGGUUAAGUCAAGUUGCGGGUGCAAAGUUAACAGCAGGAAAUUCUAAUAUAGCAGAUCUUGGAGAUAAAUACCGACCAACAAGAAUCGCUGAGAUAUAUUCGGAGACAUACGACUCAGAGUGGACUGAAGCAAUGGAUAAUGCUUUUGAACUCAAGAGAGGAUGGUCAGAAGAAAUGAUUAUCCGCAAUUUGUUAAUUGUAUUACAGGGCUGCUUCCUUACCUGCCAGCAACUGGCCAAUAAACAAAUGAAGACAUUAUUAAGUGAGAUGUUUAUAGACGUACCUGAAACACAUGUUACGAAAUAUGCGGAAAAACAUUUCGCCGAAGUUAAGCAGUUAAAAGAUGCCAGAAAGGGCACAGCUCCUGAUGUUGCGAUACUGUUGAAGGAGAAAAUUUUGGUUCAUCAGGUCUUCAAGAAAUACUGCACAGAGAACAAGCAUUAUGAUAAGGUUCUUAUAAGUGAAUUAACUAAGACAAAAUACGCCGAACGUUGUGUCUUUGUUAGUUGGUUAAUGGUGGUCCAAGAUCCAGAAAUGUAUAUUGAUGAACAACAAAGAGAGGGAGACACCCUGGACAAAGACAAGUACAAGGAGUAUACACAAAGUGGCAAAACAAUUUCUUUUAAUGUUUGGCCAGCAUUAUAUCUAUACAAAGAUGGCCCUUUGCUGAUAAAAGGUGUUGCUCAGCCUGUUAAUCAGUCUAAGUAAACAGCAUAUAUGUCAGUACAACUGCUUUUGAUUUGACUUAAAGGAAUUCUCAGACUGAAACUUAAGAUUGAUAUUGUCAUUUGGCAAACCUUUCGGAAUUCUGGCUUACAAAAUGUUAACCCUGGUAUCUAUGAUUAGUUUAUUAAUAAAUAUUAUAAUAUUAGUAUAUCAGAUAAAAAUGUAUAUUUUCUAUACUCUUAUAUUGUAUUUUAUAUUUACAUUGUGUACAUAAAUGUAGUUUGUUUGAUAAUUUGAAAAUUUAAAUCGGUAGAAGGGUUUAUCACAUAAUAUUAACUUGUGUCGUAAAGGCAAACGAGAGAGUAUUCAUUCAAACAUUAUUUCGUAUACUUUACAGCUUGUCAUGCUUGGUCUAUAUAUUAUGAAGCUUAAGAAAAAGUUUUAAAUAGAAAACCUGACAUUUGAGCGAAAGUGAAUUUUGAAAUAUAAAUGAACACCAGGAGUUGACUUGGAGAGAGAAAUAUGGUAAUCUCUGGAUUUAACGACGGUAUAGUAUACUGUAUAGUAUACCCAUAUUAUAGAGGGGCGUCGAUUUGUUUCUGUGGGAUGUAUAAAUACGCAACCACGUUGGGUCAGAUUGGGGACGUUAAUUACAAUGAAUCAUAUAGGAGAGUUCCACGCUCUAUGCACGCAAAAGAAUCCUUGAAAUAACUUUUUGAGGCAGUAGAUAUUUUGUUGCAAGGCAACGUUUCCUCCUUUAUCCAACAUACCCUAAUGUUGCAAUGGAAGUAUAAUUCACGCCCUUCAUCCUGGUCCAACAAAUAUAUGUCACUUGAGGUUAAGCAAGCAAUUAUCAAUCAAUAAAAAAAUGUAAAUGUUAAUUGUGCGCAUAUUUUUUUUUUAUGUAGAAUAGAAUAUGGAAACGGGGAAUGUGUCAAGGAGACAACAACCCGACCAAAGGGCAGAAAACAGCCCAAGGCCACCAAUCGGUCUUCAACGCAACGAGAAAAUCCCGCAACCGGAGGUGGGUAUCAGCUGGUCCCUGAACAAUAAUUUAUAACAGUUCAGAGAAAUGAACAUCACACUAAACUCCGAAAUAUUCAAAUGAACCAGAUUUAAAAAAACAACACACAAGACUAACAAACUCAAGAGGUAUAUGCUUGUAUAAUUUUAAUCAAAAUACUUAAUUUUCUUCAAACACAAACGUAUACAAGGGGUUAAUACAUACACAAUCUACAUAAAAUGUUAGUGUAUAAAAGCAAUUGAUUUUUCAUGACAAAGAAGUUUACAAUGUUUUGCUUAUUUCAUUUUAAAGGAUACAAAUAUAUUUAGGAACAGUAAGUACCUAGUAUAUAUAUAUCUACAACAAAUGAAAUUUUUCGAAGAUAAAUACAUAUUUUCUUAAACACCUGUUACCAAAAGAAAUUAAACAAAGAAUUUCUGUUUGGAGUAUAAUUCUAAGUAGUAAGACGGUAUGAGAUCUUGCCUUUAAAGUGACACCAGCAGGGUGUGAAAUUUUAAACAAAUAAUGGUUUUCAUCGCCAAUAUUUGGUCAUAUUUUGUUUACAAAGAUGAUACACCCAGUCUUCCUUUGAAAUAUUUAUCCGUUUUCACUAUUCAUGCAAUUUGGAAAGUAAUAUUAGCACAAGUCAUAUAAAUUUAGCCAUAUAUAAUAUAUCAGUUUGUGCAAAUCGGAAUCAAUAACACUUUAAUUGAAACAUAGUUUUAAAUGAACAUAUAUAGUUUUAGAAAACAGAAAAUGUCAUAUAUGUGAUGGUUUUAUUGAAGACGAGGCGCGUGUUUUAUUGAGAUGAUCUCUUUAUGACGAUUUUAGAAACCAUUUAUAUUAUGUUGCUGAAACUUUUAAUGUAAAAUUUUAAUUUGUCAUUUAGAUGACGACCAAACAUUAGUGUUUUCAUUCUCAGAUGUAAAUAUGAUUAAUAUGUAUGCCAACACCUGUUAUUUAAUUUUAAGAAGACGGAGAAAUUGUAUUUACUGCAAAUAGUACAUUAUUUUACUAGUUUGAAGCUAGCCGGCGUUAAUAUUCAUGAGGCUAGCCGUCAAUGAUAUUCAUGAGAUGAGACCGCGUUCGAUGAAGUGGUGUGGGUAAUCAAUAUAUUGUGACAAUAAAAAUGUUUAAUUAUAGGUUUCUUGACGAGUCUAAAGAAUUGUGUAUAGAUUGAUAUACACUUGAGUUAUUUAAUUUCAAUAUAAUAAUGAUAACCGACCCUUUGCAUAUUGCAUUAUUCUAACUCAUAUAAAAUAACCAGGUCAUCUUCAUACAAUAUUUAAGACGUUCCAAUAACAUGUUAUUUCUAUUUUCAACUUCGCCAUACAUGUAUAUGGCGAGAUAGCUCGGAUAAUGUAACUUUUAUCAUGGAAUGUGUAAUGACUUUACCUAUUUUGAAUUGUAGCAAGAAAAUGAGUCACGUGACCCUAAUUUCUAUUUGUAGCAAGGAAACGAGUCACAUGAUCCUAAUUUCUCUUUUUAUUGUCUGAAAGCUCAUUAUUAGAGAUCUCUUCUUUUAUUUUAUCGUAAAAUUCUAUCGUUUGGUCGUCUUUCUAUCACACAAAAUUGGGUUUUUCAUGUAUAAUAUAUACACAAAAUGACAAUUUUGCACAACCUGUAGCUUGAAAAAAGCCCCGUGACUCAUGCUGUUUCCUAUAUUUAAAAAAAAAUCAUUAUAAACACUACAUUUAAGCAAAUUAUUAAAAAGUUAUAUCGAUUUUAAUUAAGACCCCCAUCUACCGUAAGCAUAUUUAGAUAAAUUCUAAC